AUGGCAAAGUGGGGUGAAGGUGAUCCCCGUUGGAUUGUAGAGGAAAGAGCAGAUGCAAAGAAUGUAAAUAAUUGGCAUUGGACAGAGAAAAAUGCGGGGCCAUGGUCAAAAGAAAAAAUAAAAGCCUUGUUCACAGGAUUUACCCUCGAUUCAAAUAAAUAUUUCGUAGAAAUAACAGAAGUUAGCAAAUGUGAAGGGGAUGCCGUUGCUAACAAUAGAAAAGGAAAAUUAAUUACUUUCUAUGAAUGGGAUGUUGAAUUACAGUGGAAAGGAAGGAAAAAGGAAACGAAUAAUGCGAGUGAAACUAAGGGUACUAUCACCUGUGUGAAUCUGAGUGAGGAAAAUACUGCGGACGAAUUAGAAUUUGAAGUUACCUGUAGUUCAAAUAAUUCAGAGGGUAAUGAAAUCAAGGAGCACAUUAGGAAGGAUGGUGUUAAUUUUUUACGCAAACAAUUUGCAAUUUAUAUUAAUGAACUCAGAACUGAGUAUUCAAAGGAUCUAAUUUUGCCAACAAAACCUGCCCAGCUUGAUUCCGUCAAUCCAAAGGAAAAAACAACAGAUAAAAACUUGUCGGAGGCUUUGCGUAAAUCUGAAAUUCUUAGUUCAAAAAAGGAGUCUGCGAAAAAUGACACCGGGAAAACUGUCCAGAUUUCAAUUCAGGAGGACUUUAUGUGUACUCCAAAUGACCUCUACCGAGUUUUCGUCACAGAGGAGCUGACCAAACACUUCACUCGUGACAAUGCAACAGUCCAGGCCACCCCAGGUGGGAAGUACUCUAUUUUCAAUGGAAAUGUUUCCGGCAACUUCAUUGAAUUGGAGGAAAACAAGAUGAUAUCCAUGAGUUGGCGUAAGAGCAACUGGCCAGAGGGUCACAUGAGUCUACUCAAAUUAGAAUUUGACCGCAACGAGACAGGGACACGUCUCAAGGUCACACAGAGCAACGUUCCUACUAAUGACAAGGAGGGAACCAAGACCGGUUGGAACACACAUUACUUCUUGCCCAUCCAGCAAACCUUUGGAUUUGGUGGGAAAAUAUUCUAA
Molecule: messenger RNA, 1041 nt
Organism: Rodentolepis nana
Lineage: Eukaryota; Metazoa; Platyhelminthes; Cestoda; Cyclophyllidea; Hymenolepididae
Source: the annotation of a GenBank genome assembly